Liolophura sinensis is the source of this 750-nucleotide messenger RNA. RefSeq lists its product as uncharacterized. NCBI's taxonomy places the organism in Eukaryota, Metazoa, Mollusca, Polyplacophora, Chitonida, Chitonidae. The record is from RefSeq and is a predicted model, not a curated record. The transcript is spliced from 4 exons. The coding region runs from base 72 to 413 and encodes 113 amino acids.
UUAUACGCACUAGUAUCCAAAAAGUGUCCCACAACUACACUGUCCUGAGGAAUAGACUCACUUCAGACACAAUGGAGGGUAAAUACGCUAUAACCCUGACGCUAUUUUUGGCGGCAGUAGCACUUGUUGCCGCACGUGAUGUGAGACAGAAGAGAUCGAUGCUCUUCCCGGGUUUGUCCAGUCAUGAGGAGAAGAGAGAGGAUAUCAACACAGCCGAAAGCGACAAGGACAUGAAUGAGAGAGAAUCUCAGGAAAGUGCCAUGCAAAUGAAGGAGUUCAUGCUGGAAAGACGUGGAAUAUUUGACUGCCGCGAGAUGUUCCAGAAAUGCAGCAUAUUUAAGCACUGUUGUGGCGAUCUGAGAUGUAACCGGAAAAAUUUUCUCAGUGGAGGAAUCUGUUUAAAAUACUUGUAAACAAAGGGCAGAUCUACCAGGCAAUAGUGGAGUGAUAAAUGCCACUAACGCUUUACGAAAGUCCUGAGCAGAAAUAUUAGGUUCCGAUAUCACAAUUUGCUGAUUAUGUGCUUAAAAUCACUUUAAGCUAACCUCCUGGUUGCAUACCAUUAGUCUCGUGAUUCAAAUUUCGUAAACUGAUGUUAGAUUAUUUAAUUAAUUUACCAACUGUUUUAUCUCUAUUGACAAUGUUAAAUUAGCGAGUAUUUUUAUUUCCCAACUGGCCAAUCUGUUGAUAUGAAAACUUACAAGCCUGAAGAAUAAAGAACGAACGUGUACAAUGCCGUAGUACAUAUAA